Coffea arabica (coffee) is the source of this 1413-nucleotide messenger RNA. RefSeq names its product transcription factor IBH1-like. NCBI's taxonomy places the organism in Eukaryota, Viridiplantae, Streptophyta, Magnoliopsida, Gentianales, Rubiaceae. The record is from RefSeq and is a predicted model, not a curated record. Gene Ontology annotation, biological process: regulation of DNA-templated transcription.
CACCGCCCAUUCUUAAUCUUCUCUUCCUAAUCUUCUUUUUCCUUCAUUCCCUUCACACGUUGCUUCCUCACAUUUCCCAAUCUCUCCCUCCUCACCUUUUCCUUUUCCUUUUCCUUUUCCUUUUCCUUUCUUCCUCAUAUAUGUUAUGUAAUUAGUACAGUAGAUAACUAGAUAUUGUGUCAGAAGUCAAGAAACUUGUUAAUUUCCCUUUUGUCCUUCUGAGCAAAGAGGCCCCUUUGUGUCAGAAGAAAAUCUUUUAUCUGCAAGUACAUACCCUCCCACCACUACUAGUAUUGCCUGUUUCUCUUUCAAUCCCGUCCCAUGAAUCCAAACCAAACCAAACCCUUCCUUCUUUCGUAGUUCGGAUCAUCCUAUAUAACUAGUAUAUAUUUACUUCCUAGAAAGCUACAAGUGCAACAAGUCAAGUACCCUCAGAAACCCUAAAUUUUUCCCACCUAGUUCUUGACCCUGUCUCAGCAUUCUUCUCAAUGAGCCCUCAACACAUGAACAUCCCUUUGAGUCGUAGGUCGAUCAGAACCAGGUUAGCUUACCGGUUCCUUCGAGCCCUGAAGAAACUGAACAGGCAAAGAACCGGUGCUGUAACUUCUUCAACUUCGUCAUCUAUCAGAGACACUUGUAGACGCUAUCAUAUGGUUAAGAUGGCUGCUUAUGCAUCCAUGGCUUCUGCUGUCGGAUCAAAACGAGCAUGGAGCCGUGCUUUGCUCUCGAAGAUUAGGAAUCGAGGGCUGAACCGUUGGCUUGUCAAGCGAAACAAAUCUCGUGCAUUAAGGGGAAGAAGCUCAUCAAAUGCUGUAGCAAAAGAAAACCCUAGCAAAGGGUCAACAGUUGGUCUUGAAGAAGCUCAUCAAGAACUUCGGAAGCUCGUUCCGGGAGGUGAAGUUAUGGAUGUGUUGAGCUUGUUCGAUGAAACUGCCCAUUAUAUAAAGUGCCUCACCUCCCAGGUACAAAUCAUGAGAAAUAUUGUGGAUUUUUAUUCGGAUUGAUGAUAAGCCAGCUGUUAUGGUUAUAAGCACAACAGUACAUCAUCAUCAACAGCAGUUCAUCUGAUGCAUAGAUCAGAAAGAGAUGAUCCCGUCUGGGGGUGGAUGCAGAGGUAAGUGCGUGCCAACGAUGACCAAGGAAAAUAAGGUGGCUUUUAAUUAGGUUCAUGUUUCAUACGAGUAAAUCUGAGGUACGACUUUUCCAACAGUAAGAUGUGAGGGUCACAUGUAUGAUAAGAUGAAAAACUGUGUCACUGUUAUUGUACAGAAAUAUUCAGGAGUUAUUGUGUGUCUGUUUUGGUGCUUAUAUUCCCACUCAUUCUUCUCUUCUCUUAUUUUCUCUCUUGUAUCUGGUGUGUGUUGUGUGUGAGACUAUGACGAUACUCUUAGAUCUCUUGGAAGAUAUUUGCAG